This is a messenger RNA of Onychostoma macrolepis, 4714 nucleotides long. It is a transcript of the gene stard8, whose product is annotated as StAR-related lipid transfer (START) domain containing 8. The transcript has 14 exons. Gene Ontology annotation, molecular function: lipid binding; protein binding; GTPase activator activity. Gene Ontology annotation, biological process: signal transduction; regulation of Rho protein signal transduction; actin cytoskeleton organization. Bases 289 to 3516 code for a protein of 1075 amino acids. The record is from RefSeq and is a predicted model, not a curated record. NCBI's taxonomy places the organism in Eukaryota, Metazoa, Chordata, Actinopteri, Cypriniformes, Cyprinidae.
CGGGAACUACUACAGUCAAAAGACGCACACGUGAAGAAACUUCAUGUCCCGUGAUGCUUAGCGGUUUGAAUGGUUACAGGGUAGCGUCCACGGAAAGUCUUUUUAAUGAGAGUUUUUUUAAGAAAUGAAACGAUAACGCUAACAUCUAACGACGGAGCAGCAUGAAUAAUGACUGCUUCGUCUCAGGACUAAGACUUAAUACGCAUCAAGAAGAGUAUCGCAAAGAAAAAGUCCAGGGUUAAAAGUUGAGUUCAGAAGUCAGGAGAGAGUUGGCGAAGGAGUUUGGAAAUGGAUAAAAGCUGCAAUGGCCAACAAGCACGAUCUCUAACUUCACAAUUCAGAGAAUCUACAUACAGAGCCCUGACAUUACUGCGGAGGAAGGCGAAACAGAGGCAGAUAGCGGAGCUGGAGGCGAAGGAGGCCUGUGAGUGGCUUCGAGCGGCGGGGUUUCCUCAGUAUGCUCAGCUCUAUGAAGCAUCUCUGUUCCCCAUUGAGAUCUCUGCUGUGAGGAGAGACCAUGAGUUUCUGGAUCAGGACUCUCUCAAGGCAUUAUGCAGGAGGCUAACAACCCUGAACAAAUGUGCUGCGAUGAGCUUACAGGUUCAUUUCCAGUGUAAACAGCAGAGUGAAGACUCGGAAGAGGAUGACGCAUGCGCCCUUAGCUCUCGCUGGGCGUUUCAGCGUGAAAGUAAAACUUGGUCCCGUCUCCGCACUCUCUCACCGCCCCCUGCCCCCGCUGCCAACCGGUCCUCCACCUUACGACCCUCAGGCAGUAGCGAUAGCGUGCUGAGUGAUAAUAGUCUCCUAGAAGUCACCUCACUGACCUCCGACCUCAGUGCUAGCAGCUUGAGCUUAGACAGUGCCCGGGAAACAACUUCUCCAGAAGUUGCAGCUUUCCGUGACGUCACAGUGGGUGAGGGUGCAUCGUCAGUUUGUAUCUCAACCGGCCAAGAUGAGAACGAUGACACCGGAUCCUCAUCUUCCUUGCCGUCUGUAAGAGAGAAGCCAAAACGUCCUUCUAGAUCAUUUUUACGGAGGAAAGAAUCCGUAAAGAAGCGAGAUUGUGAGAGAGAGAUGAUCCCAAGGAACAUUUCAGCGGUAACUCAACACCAGCCACCCUCAGGCCUGCACUGUACAUCUGAUGCAAAUUUGCCUGGCCAAACCACAAAUAAGUGCAGAAUUUCCAAAGAUGUGGCAUGGAGGUCACAUACAAUAUGCCGCAGUAACAUUAACCAGAAAGCCACUCAGCACGAGCCUCACAGAGCGUGCCUUUACCUGGAAGACUACCAGUUAACUUGGGAGAUACCCAAGUUAACCAAUCAAAACAACUGUCUGAGGAAAGAGGAUCGUGUGGUCCACCUCCCCUUUGACCACAAGCCUGGAACUUUCCCCAAGUCUCUCUCAAUCGAAAGUCUCUGUCCACUCUCUGUUUCUCAAAGUCCUGACCAUAUUGACUGGGCAGGAGAAGAUGGAGACCUGUCCUUGGAUGGAAGCAUUAGCCGCAGUGGGUCGCAAGACUUUCUCUCAGGUUUUGGGAGGAGGAGGAACUCUCUGAGCUCAAUUGGAAGCAUUUACGACAAUGUUUCUGAGACACCAGGCAGUCCAUGUGACAUUUUUGACCCUGGAAAAGAGAAAGCCUUCCAGCAUCUGGAUGACAUUCUACAGCACGUACAUGGGCUACAGCACAACAUUGACGAAUGGUCACGGUCACUCGGCAUUCAACCACAGGACCAAUCAAAUGCGGAGACUGAAUCCACGGCUGACACAACAUUACCCAGCAGUCUGAACUAUGAUGAGCAAUCUAUGUCGGAUGUUGGGACAACUGUGAGCGAUUAUGAUAGUCCAGGAAACUCUGUGAAUGAGGGAGAAGGAGGAAUGAGAGAAAGGAGGGACUCAGGGGUGGGGGCAUCACUCACAAGACCCAGCAGAAAGUUGCGCUGGCACAGUUUCCAGAACUCUCAUCGUCCGAGCGUGACCUCCGCUUCUUUAGAAAUCAACAGGCAGUCAGCUGCUCAGCUAAAUCUUCUGCAGAAAUUCAGCCUUUUACGACUGACCGCCAUUCUGGAGAAACACACAGACACCACCAAACAUGGCUGGAACUGGGUGGUUCCGAAGUUUAUGAAGCGUUCCAAAGUUCCAGAUUACAAAGAUAAACAUGUGUUUGGAGUUCCGCCGAUCGUAAACGUCCAGCGAACUGGUCAGCCUCUGCCUCAGAGCAUCCAGCAGGCGAUGAGACACCUACGCAGUCAGUGUCUAGAGAAGGUGGGAAUAUUCCGGAAAUCAGGGGUUAAAUCCCGAAUCCAGGCCCUCAGGCAGCUCAAUGAGAAUUCCCCCGAUCAUGUGACCUACCAGGGCCAAUCAGCUUACGAUGUGGCUGACCUGAUUAAACAGUACUUUAGGGAUCUGCCUGAACCCGUGCUCACCUCCAAACUUACAGACACUUUUUUACAUGUGUACCAGUUCGUUCCAGCAGAGCAGCGUUUACAGGCCGUGCAGGCAGCCGUGAUCCUGCUGCCAGAUGAGAACAGAGAGGUUCUACAGACGUUGCUCUAUUUCCUCAGUGACAUUGCAUCUGCACAGGAAAACCAGAUGACUGCGGAGAAUCUGGCUGUCUGUCUCGCACCCUCCAUACUUCACCUGAAUGCCUCAAAGAAAGAUGGAGCUUCACCAAGGCUCAUGAGCAGGAAGGGUGGAGGCAAGCCAGACCACAAGGACCUGAGUGAGAACAUGGCUGCCACACACUGCCUUAGUCACAUGAUCACAGAAUGCAAGAAGCUAUUCCAGAUCCCGCAUGAAAUGAUGCUUCAGUCUAGGAAUUCUUAUGUGGCUGCUGACGCUCAGCCGCUGCCUCUCCAUGGGCUCGGGGUGAAUGCCCUGGGCGAGCCUGUGGAUUAUCGGGCAUACCUAGAAGACAACAUUCAGUGUCUUCUCAGAGAGGCAUCGGAGCGGAGUAAAGGCUGGCACCAUGCCCACGGACCUGACAACACUGAGCUGGCUUAUAAAAAGGUAGGAGACGGGCACCCGAUGCGUCUAUGGCGUGUUUCGGUGGAGAUAGAGGCCCCGCCGGCUGUGGUGCUGCAGCGUGUUCUGCGAGAGCGCCACCUGUGGGAUGAAGACCUUCUGCACAGUCAAGUCAUUGAGACUUUGGAAAACAACACAGAGGUUUUCCAUUACAUCACAGACAGCAUGGCUCCACAUCCUCGUAGAAACUUCAUAGUGCUCAGACGUUGGUGUGAUCUACCAAAAGGGGUGUGUGUUCUAGUGUCGUCCUCGGUGGACCAUGAUAGUGUCCAGCUGGAGGCAGGAUUACGGGCCGUGCUUUUGACAUCACGCAUCUUUAUUGAGCCAUGUGGAAUGGGACGGUCCCGGCUCACACAUUACUGCAGAGCUGAUCUACGGGGGCGCUCUCCUGAUUGGUAUAACAAAGUGUUCGGUCAUCUGUGUGCAAUGGAAGUUGCAAGAAUACGCAGUUCUUUCCCUGUUCUGUCGGCACGAGGACCUGAGACCAAACUCUGAACCCACUUGGGUUAAAUCUAAGACUAUUUUUUAUGAUAAAGAAUGAAAAUUAUGAGAGCACAGUUGCAAAACUAAGAUGGCCUCGCAAGUCAGGUGGAAGAGUAAGAAUAGUAGAGAAUGUGUAUUUUUUUUUUUUUUAACUGGUUUAUUAAUGAGUUCGGGAAUGAAUGAAAAAGAAGACAGUACUGUGUAGAAUAGUAGUUGGACUAUGCAGAAAACAAACCCGUUGUGGUUUUAAAAGCCGUGGGUGAUUAAUGUGAAAAAGCUCAAGUUCACAAUCAUACUGUUGACAUUGCGUCUAAUCUUGUAUGCGCGUUUCGUUUGUGUGAGUGUUUAUAUCUGUUUGUGUUAAGUAAUGUCUCGGUAGACAAGUUAUGCCUUAAAUUCUUUGUCUAAAUAUCCAGUGUGGUCUGUCAGACAGCUCAUUCAUUCUCAGGGUAAAUGUAAACAAGUUUUGCUUUUUUAAUUGCACAGGAAUUUUGCCAUCUGACACUGAUAAUGACCAGCUGGCAAAGAGAAACAGCCAAUCACCAAACAUGUAUAACAUGAUAAGACACGGGGUCUGUUGUUAUAUGCUUCCUGUGUACUUUGCAUUCAUCAGUCCAACACAACAGACUCAUAGAGUCUGUGGUGCUAUUGAGCAAGUAUGACACCCUCUCCUCUGAUGCAGAAUAGUUAUAUUUGUGACCUCAAUCCCUUUUCUCCUACCCCCUUUUAUUUAUUUGCAUCAGCCAUUUGCAUGUGGCAAACUUCAUUUGUGAAGUUUUAAUAACUUAAAGUCUGCAUGGAAUCCAUGGGAAUUAUAUCCAAAAUUCAGCUUUAAUUUUUUACUUUUACAUUUCUACCUUCUCUAGAGCUAAAGAUAAUUUUUGUGAUAUUAGAUAAUUUGCUUUAUUACUGUUCUUAAUUGUGCCUUUGAGCAACUAAAGAGGAAAUUGUGUGUUUGUCUUUCAUUUUAUGUUUGUCAUUAAAUCUGUGCUGUUUCACCAGGGCAUUAUGUAAUAUUAGUAUUUUAUUUAUUUAAAAGUAUAACUGCAUGUAUGUUGUUUUAAGCAUUCUGCCUCAAAGUGAAAUGGUUCAAGUGCCACAAUGUGGUUGUGUGUGUGCUUUUUGUGAUGUACAGAUGUCCAUUUACAUAUAUUGUUUAUUUUAUUACUUUUUAUUUUACUUUAAAAAAAAAAAAAAAAAAAAAAGAUAA